GAGCGGCAGAGAGAAAGACACCAGCAGGAACAGAAAGGGCAGUCCAGGAGGGACGGGCACACAGCGUCCUCUUCCAGGCCCAGCAUGGUGCUUCCCGUGGACGGGCACGUGUAGCGGUCAGGCACAGAUGGCUCAAGACAUGUGGCUCUUCUUCGGGAUCACGGCAUGGCUGAUGGUGUCCCUCUCAGGUCUGCCGUCUCCAGCCCCGUCAGGCCAGCUCAACACCAGCAGUGCGGAGAGCGAGGCUGUGGAGACAGGGGAGCAGCUGGGGGUCCGCCUGGCGAACGGGAGCAGCCGCUGCAGCGGGACGGUGGAGGUCCGACUCGGGGCGUCCUGGCAGCCCGUGUGUGGGACGCUCUGGGGCAGCAGCGCCUCCGAGGCCGUGUGUCGCGCACUGGGCUGCGGCGCGGCAGAGGCAGCUGCCCCAUGGGUCCUGCCGACUCCAGAGCCGUCUCCUGAGCCAGCUGCGGGGAACACCAGCGGGGCCCCCAACGCCACGAGGGCCCUAGCGCCAGCCGUCCAGUGCAGCGGCGCCGAGUGGCCACUCUGCAGGGUGGUGGACCGCGCGUGCAACCGAGAUGGGAGGCCAGCCCAGCUCACCUGUGCAGAGAACCGCGCUUUGCGGUUGGUGGACGGGAGCAGCCCCUGCGCUGGCCGCGUGGAGAUGCUGGAGCGUGGCAAGUGGGGGACCGUGUGCGACGACGCGUGGGACCUGGAGGAUGCCCAAGUGGUGUGCCAGCAACUAAAAUGCGGCUGGGCAGUCCAGGCCCUGCCAGGGUUGCACUUCCCCCCUGGCAAAGGGCCCAUCCACCGCGACCAGGUGAACUGCUCCGGAACUGAGGCCUACCUGUGGGACUGCCCAGGGCUGCCAGGGGACCAGUACUGUGGCCACAAGGAAGACGCCGGGGUGGUGUGCUCAGAGCACCAGUCCUGGCGCCUGACCGGGGGCAUCGACCCCUGUGAAGGGCAGGUGGAGGUGCACUUCCGAGGGGUCUGGAGCACGGUGUGUGACAGCGAGUGGUACCUCUCGGAGGCCGAGGUGCUGUGCCGAGCCCUGGGCUGUGGAACCACGGUGGACCAGCCCAAGGGACUGCCCCAUUCCCUGCCGGGCCGGAUGUUCUACUCAUGUGAAGGAAAGGAAGCCGCCCUGUCCGACUGCUUCUGGAGGUUCAACAACUCCAACCUCUGCAGUCAGUCACUGGCAGCCAGGGUCCUCUGCUCAGGUUCUCGAAGACUGCAGAAUAUCUCUACCCCCGAAGUGCCCGCUAGUGUUCAGCCAGUCACUGUGGGAUCUUCUGUGACAGUGCCGAUGGAGGACCGGGAGUCCCGGGAGCUAAUGCUCCUCAUCCCCUGCGUCAUCCUGGGAGUGCUCCUCCUCGUCUCACUGGUCUGCAUGGCGGGCAUCCUCCUGAGAGUUAAAGGAAAAUACGCCCUCCCCGCGCCAGCGAACCACCAGCUCCUUCCCACCUCCAUCCCAGCGGGGACCAAUAGCUACCAAGCGGUCCCCAUCACCAUCCCCAAAGAAGAAGUUCCCAAGCUGCCCAUCCAAGUCCGGGCCCCACCCCCCGCCGACUCGGACUCCAGCUCGGACUCCGACUACGAGCACUAUGACUUCAGCGCCCAGCCUCCGGUGGCCCUGACCACCUUCUACAAUUCCCAGAGGCACCGGGUCACCGAGGAGGAGGUCCAGCAGAGCAGGUUCCAGAUGCCCGCCUUAGAGGAAGGGGUUGAAGAGCUGCACGUUUCCCACGUCCCAGCCACCAUGCCCGGACACCACGUUGCAGACCGCCCCUCUCUGGGCCCCCAGUUUCACCCAAGGAGCAACAGUGGGUCCAGCACAUCUUCCGGGGAGGACUACUGCAACAGCCCCAGCACCAAGCCACCUCCGUGGAACCCCCAGGUGUUUUCUUCAGAGAGAAGCCCCCUCCAGGAGCAGCCCCCCAACUUGGAGCUUGCUGGGUCCCAGGCAACUUUCACAGCAGGGCCCUCGGCUGAUGACAGCUCCAGCACCUCAUCCGGAGAGUGGUACCAGAACUACCAGCCGCCACCCCAGCUGCCCUCCGUGGAGCAGUUUGAGUGUCCAGGGUCCCACAACCCCCAGCGGGACUCCACCGACCAGGAGGACUACGAUGACAUCGGACAUACUGCCUAGACUGACCUGGCCAGGCUCCAGCGUGGCCCCUCUCUGCCCGCCGGCUCUCCCUGCUCCCUGCCUUCCAUCAGACCCCGGGGAAGUGGAGGGAAAGACCUCGGGAACCCUGCAGUCUCCGUCCACCGAGCAGGCUGCCGGCACAGCCCAAAACGUGGUCCCUGGCGGAGGGCGCGGCGAGGAGGGGGCUCCCUGGGUGAACGAGCAGGGCCCGGCCCACCCUCUGCAGCUGCUGGAGGGUGGUGCUGGAGGAUCCCCAAGCCCUGCCACCCUCGGUGCAUUGAUUUCCCGAUCCCAGGCAGCGCCAGCUCAGAGGUACAAGGGCCCAUCCUGGUGCCACCCAGAGAGGCCCCAGGAGCUGGGCACAGCCACCCUGAGCAGUGGAUGACAGCCACACACACAGGCUGUGCCAGGCCUUCCCUCGCAGUGGCCACUGCACCGCGUGGGGAACAGCCCUCCUGGGCCGGCCAGCUGUCAGCCAGCAGGAUGCCACGCCCCCACCUAGGUCAGCCCUGCCUCUAGGACCUUCUGAGGCCACCACAGACCCAGACUGCUCUGCCGUGCCCGUCCCUGGACUUCUUGUGGCUUACAAAGGAGUUGGGGGCCCAGUCCCCAGGGGGGCAGGAGAACAGAGAUGUCUUCCAGAAGGGGCCCCAGGCUGCACUAAGCCCCAGGUCCCCACCGGGUCUCCUUGGAUCGAUGUGGAGGGACGCUGCCGGGGUGAACCAGUGAAUUUGCAGCGUCCGACUGAGAGCCAUGCCAUGUCCAGGAGAGAGGCUCGGGCCAGGCCUUUGGGGUCCUGUGCUGAAUCCUGAGAUUAAACAGAAAUGCUGAAGGGAACCAGGACCUGGCGUGACGAGUCCUUGUCCUCGGCUGGGCCCAGCUGUGUGCAGCGCGCACGUGUGUGUGCCCGGGGCGUGCGUGGCUUCCCUCUGCAGCGGAGCGCACGAGUGCGCGCCAGCCCUUCAUCCAGAAGUGUCGGGGGACACCAGCUAGCGCGGGAGGAAGAGAGGGAAGGACCGAGACGAGACGCUGCUCAGGAACAGGCUGCUCCUGGCAACGGCCGCGCUGCCCUGCUGGGUACCGGGCCUUUCGACUGUCCCACCGAGGGCAGGGGACCUGGGAUGCUGGUCCUCCCGCCUCUGCUGUCGUUGAGUCAGGGGCAACCAGGCUCCUCGGCCCGCCCCCCUCCCUCCACAGCUGCCACUCGCGGUGCGCUGAGCCUGCUCCAGGGUCCAGAGGCACUGCCGCAGCAGGCACAUCGCAAGGCGUCGACGUCCCCGGGAAUGGCACGCGUGCACGCCGGCUCCACACGGCGCUGGGCGCGGGCCGUGGCAGAGGCCGGGGCGAGCUGGGAACUUCGGUGGCCCAGCACCGUGGACAGUGUUUGGGGCACAGGGACAGACGUGUGGUGCUGUGCUCAAGGAGUUCCCACCUG
Messenger RNA from Sciurus carolinensis (gray squirrel), 3587 nucleotides. It is a transcript of the gene Cd6, whose product is annotated as CD6 molecule. NCBI's taxonomy places the organism in Eukaryota, Metazoa, Chordata, Mammalia, Rodentia, Sciuridae. The transcript is spliced from 13 exons. The record is from RefSeq and is a predicted model, not a curated record. Gene Ontology annotation, cellular component: membrane. The coding region runs from base 128 to 2152 and encodes 674 amino acids.